AUUAUUAAUCAGAACGGCCGAGAGAAGGCAAUAGAGCUAGAAGGGUUUAGCUGUUAUUUCUUGUUGGUGCCUCUGCAGUCUACACCGUAAUGGAAUCCCAAUUUUCAAUUUAGGGUGCGUGGAAAGAGAGAUACACAGAGCGAUGGAUUCUGACGAGGAAGAUUUCCUGUUCGUUGGAACACCCAUUGAAAGAGAAGAGGAUGUCAUCAGUCGCAAGAAAAAGGCCGUCGCUGAAGCUUCUUCUCAGCUCCGUACUCUUCCUUCAUGGAAACAAGAGGUUAGAGACGAAGAAGGGAGGAGAAGAUUUCAUGGAGCAUUCACUGGAGGGUUUUCUGCGGGGUUUUACAAUACAGUGGGAUCAAAAGAGGGAUGGACACCACAAUCAUUCUCAUCUUCUCGGAAGAAAAGAUCUGAGGUCAAGCAACAAAGUAUUUUGGACUUCCUGGAUGAAGAUGAAAAAGAAGAAAUGGGAGGUCAAGUUUUGGGAACAUCAUCAAAGUUCGAUACGUUUGGAUUUACAGCUGCAGAGCUUGCUCGCAAACAAGUUGAGAAGGAGCAGAAUCAGAGGCCAUCGGCUAUUCCUGGUCCUGUUCCUGAUGAAUUAGUUGUUCCUGUUAUAGAAUCUAUUGGUGUAAAGUUGCUGUCGAAGAUGGGAUGGCGACAUGGUCGAUCAUUAAAGGAGUCAUCUAUUAAUUCACUCAAUGAGGUUCGUCGAGAAGCUAGAAAGGCAUUUCUAGCUCUUUCUUCAGCUGAAAAGACAGCUGAUGGCAGUGGCUCUGAGCCCAAUCAGAAUUUACCUGAUGAUCUCACAGAGGAGCCUGCUACUGACGUUGCUCAGUCUACUCAUGGCAUACCUGUGUAUGUACGUCAGCCAAAGCAGGACUUGUACGGUCUAGGUUAUGAUCCAUACAAGGAUGCUCCAGAGUUUAGGGAAAUGAAAAAAUCACGCUUAUCAAGGAAUGAAGAGUUUGCUUUCAGAAAACCUUUCACAUCAAGACAUGAUCUUGUCAAUGUCAAGUCAGGAAGGCUUGCUCCGGGUUUUGGCAUUGGAGCCUUGGAGGAACUUGAUGUUGAGGAUGAGGAUAUCUAUUCAUCAGGAUAUGAUUUUGUUGAGACUUAUCUUCCUAAUGAUGAUGACGAGCUUUUGAGAUUGCCAAUAGAUGAUGGGAAAAAGAUAGUUGGUUGUGACCAAGGCUCCGUUCCUAGGUUUAGAGUUGCAUCUAAGUCUGAGUAUCAACUAGAGAGGUUUGAUCCUCCGACCAUUCCGAAGGAUUUUGUGCCAUAUCACAAGUUUUCUGCUCCUCUUGAAACUAAUGACAUAAAGAGUGAUCUCCCUCCACCAGAAGUUCCACCUCCAGAUGAUAAUAACCUUAAAGUAUUGAUUGAGGGAGUUGCAGCCCUGGUAGCUCGUUGUGGUAAAUUAUUUGAGGAUAUCUCUAGAGAUAAGAAUCAGUCCAAUCCAUUGUUCAAUUUCCUGAGUGGUGGAAGCGGCCACGACUAUUAUGCAAGGAAGUUGUGGGAGGCACGGCAGAAGUGUGAUGUUUCAAUCAGGUUGCGGCCAGAUGAAAAGUUAUAUUCCAAUGUGCAGAAAAUGACUGCUGAGAGUCGUGGGAAAAUGUUAAGUGAGAGGCCCCUGGAAAGGACAUUGAAGGACUCAGGUUCAGACGCUACUGCGGCAAAAGAGAUUUUUUUUCAAUCCAAUUUAUCCAAUACAUUCACCAAGCCUGAAGUCUUUAUGGAACUUCUUGAAAGUGCUAAACCGUACAAAGAUGAUCCAGCAAAACAAGAAAGAUUUGAGCAGUUCUUGAAGGACAAAUAUCGGGGAGGACUUCGCACGACUGAGUCAGGUAAAGCAACUGAUAUGCCAGAAGCUGCUCGAGCUCGUGAGAGAUUGGAUUUUGAAGCUGCUGCCGAGGCAAUAGAGAAAACUAAAUUGGCCAGCCAAAGCAAGCUUUCUGCUCAACAGCUAAUGGACUUAACUAUGGCUACUGGAAUGCAGUUUACUUCCGGUGGAUUUGAGCAUGGGAAGGACAAGUCUACUGAAGAGUUAAUAUCAAAGAAGAUGUAUCCAAAACGGGAGGAGUUCCAAUGGCGACCCACUCCUUUAUUAUGCAAGCGUUUUGAAAUUGUUGAUCCUUACAUGGGGAAGCCACCCCCUGCCCCAAGGAUGAGAAGCAAGCUGGAUUCUCUCGUUUUCACCUCUGAUUCUGCAACUAGUACAAGGACCAAGGAUGCUACCAUUUCUGGUGAUCAAUCGUCUUUGGUUCCAAAAAGUAAUUUAGAGACGUCUGCAGGCAUGGGUAGCAAGGAAGCUGAAGUUGCUGUAGAAAUUGAAAAUGUUGAGCGGCCAGUGGACCUUUACAAGGCCAUUUUCUCUGAUGACUCUGAUGAUGAAGAGGAAACAUCUAAUCAAAUGGAUGACCCACAAAAGAAGACGGAAGCUGCUAGUGCUGCAUUAAGUCGUAUUGUAGCAGGUGACUUCCUUGAGACUUUGGGUAAAGAGCUUGGAUUAGAAGUUCCUCCGGAUCUUCCUCCUGCAACUGCUAAAGCUGGGACUUCUGUGCCUCAUAAAGAUGCUACUCAGGACCCUAAAGAUAUUGAUAUCAAGAUUAGUAAUUUGCCUUCGUCUCCUGCUUUAAAUGCUUCUGCUGUCCGGGAAGCUUCCGACAGAAAGAACUUGAAUCUGGAUCGAACUUAUGAAGAAUCACCUAUGAGGGGAGGACUAACAUCCAAUUCAUUGAGUGCUAGCAAUGUAAAACUUGAGAAGGUGCAUCAAGAGGAUAGAAAGGAGAAAUAUAAGCACAGGUGUUCAUCGUCGGAAGAUGAAAGGAGUAAAAAGCGCUCUAGGAAACAUCGCCAUAGACAUAGCAGUUCAGAUUAUGAUUCUUCUGAUGAGUCAAGAGGUCGAUAUUCUUCAAGGUCUAGAGAUGACAGAAAACGGUCUUCACGGAAAAAACAUCGGAGGAGAAAGCAUUCACGGCAUCAAUGAGAUGGAUGUGUGUAGCAUUUGAGACUGUCCCUUCCUAUAUCACGGAAGAAACAUCAGAGGAGAAAGCAUUCACGGUCUUCCAAGUCAUAUAUCUUAUUCAACUUAUAGAACAUGUUUGAGUCUGCCGGGUCAUAUAUCACGGUAGAAACAUCCAAGGAGAAAUCAUUCGCGGCAUAAAUGAGAUGGAUUUGCCGGGUCAUCUAUCUUGUUCAACUUCAAGAUAUUGCAGGCGGAGUUGUUGCUACCAUUUUGUACCAACGAAGAAAUGUGUGUUUCAUGACUCUACCUUCGAAUGACUGCCUAGGAUUCAGAAUCUUGUAUAUUCGUUAAUAACGCUGCUUUUGACUCGUCACUUACCCCCACCCCACCCCUCCCACACAAAA
Messenger RNA from Amaranthus tricolor (Joseph's coat), 3372 nucleotides. RefSeq names its product G patch domain-containing protein TGH. The coding region runs from base 143 to 2989 and encodes 948 amino acids. The record is from RefSeq and is a predicted model, not a curated record. Gene Ontology annotation, molecular function: RNA binding. The transcript is spliced from 16 exons. Lineage: Eukaryota; Viridiplantae; Streptophyta; Magnoliopsida; Caryophyllales; Amaranthaceae. Gene Ontology annotation, cellular component: nucleus. Gene Ontology annotation, biological process: mRNA processing.